Pseudomyrmex gracilis is the source of this 2906-nucleotide messenger RNA. RefSeq names its product venom allergen 3-like. The record is from RefSeq and is a predicted model, not a curated record. Lineage: Eukaryota; Metazoa; Arthropoda; Insecta; Hymenoptera; Formicidae. Gene Ontology annotation, cellular component: extracellular region. Bases 123 to 815 code for a protein of 230 amino acids. The transcript is spliced from 5 exons.
UGACAGUAAUGUUGAUAUAACCCAUAAAUAUUGCAUUAAAUUUUCUCAAAAUUAGCAAGAAAUAAUAUUUCUAACAAAGUUGUUUUAAAGUAAAAUUUACCAAAUCACAAAAAGUCAUCACGAUGAAAAUUUCUGGUAUGUUGUGUCUUAUCUUAUUAAUAGGAGUGUUUGUUAAUAAUAUUGCCGCGGUGGAUUACUGCAAAAUAAAGUGGUGUAAACAAUUCAACAAAGGAGUUCACACGAUGUGCAAGUACAAAUCAUCAGCCCCGGCGAAAGCUUGCAAGAGCUGGAGUAAUCCGGAUCUCAGCGACGCUGAGAAGAAUCUGAUAUUACGGAAGCACAACGAACUGAGACAAAAAGUCGCGUCGGGUCAGGAAACCAGAGGAAAUCCCGGUCCGCAACCGGCGGCAGUGCAGAUGCCGAACUUGACUUGGGACAAUGAAUUAGCGAGAAUCGCGCAAAGAUGGGCCAACCAAUGCGUUUACGCCCACGAUGAGUGCAGAGAUGUAGAACAAUACCAAGUUGGUCAGAACGUAGCCUACACGACGAGAAAAGGCAAUCCCGGUCUGGAACAAAUGAUCGAUCUGUGGUACGACGAAGUAGCUCUCUUUGAUAAAAAUCAAGUUUCUUCAUUUGUGUUUUCUAAAGGGACAGGUCAUUACACUCAAAUGGUUUGGGCUGAAACGACGAAACUUGGUUGCGGAUGUAUAUCGUACAAGCCUACGAAAACCGACAUGAAGAGACAGCACUUGGUAUGCAAUUACGGACCGGCAGGAAAUUUUCUCACUCAAAGAAUCUAUGAAGCUAGGCAGUAAAAUUUCUGGACUCAGUCGAUCAAAAACGAGAUGACGAUUCGAAAUCUCAAAAACGAAAAGAAAAUUGAAAAUUAAAUUGUCAAGCGACAAAUAUGAAACUUCAAAAUCGCCAAGCAUCAGAAUGGCAGUGAUUCUAUCUUUUUAUCUCCUCCAAUCUAACUCUCGCAUUUACGACGAAGGUAAAUGCAACAAAUAUAUACAGCGAUAAAAUAUAUAUAUAUCUUCGCUAUUUCCGCGCGCGCACAAAUGUCCGUUCGAUUUAGCGCUCGCGACAUAUCGCGGACAAAGCCCCUUCAAUUAAUUGUGUCGCACCUUCUUCCGUUUACAAACUACAUCGUCACUACGGGCAGUCCGACCUGUGUGUGUGUUGUCGCACAGCGUCCUGCUGCUGCACGAUCCGAGUCAUUCGGAUGAAUAUAUACGCGCAACGAGAAAAGUGUCAGCGCGCAUUCAUCGCGCUACACUUAGAAUUGCGAAACAGAAUAUACGAGCGACGAGAGAUCCAUAGAUCAGAAAGUCAGCGACGCUGCGGGUGUGCUCGCGCAUCCCGGUUUCUCCGAAGAAAAGCACUCGUUCUCGCGCGCAUCGGGAAAGGAAGACGGUAUCGCGCGACGAAGGGAAGCCCCGAGGCUAUUAGGGGCUCUAAACGCUUUUUAAAACCGUGAUGGGGAGAAAAGCGUAUCGAGUGCCCGGGGACGCGCGCAACAAUGACGCCGGACAAACAUUCCGAUAUACAGGCCCACCCGCGGCGCGCGCAAACGAGAAACGGACAUGUGAUCGGCGCGUAUAUCGCGCAGGUAAUGUUUGGACGCGCGCGUCCGACGGUGGAAGGUGAAAAGAAGAAUGACACGGCGAGAGACGCGGCGGAAAAACGGAAGAAUUUGUAUUCGCUGACAGGCGCGAGAGUCGUCCUCGUCGGCUAUUUAGGGAGAAUCGGAACGGUCUUGCGAAAACAUUUUUUCCGACGCUCGUAAAUUCGCCGGUUACUCAACGAAUAUGCAAAAAUGCAAAUGCUCGCACGACAGCUGAAUUUCUGAGCGAAGUGCGUGUAACCGCACGUUGUAACCGCUGAGUAAUCGUUCGACGAGCUCACAAAGAGAGAUUUAAAACCGAUUUUCUUCCGUGUCUUAGGUGCCAAGUUGCAAAAAUAUAAAUACAUUACAACUUCGCGUGAAUAAAAUAACUUACAUUUUGUCACGAGAGAGACAAAAUGGAAGAAUUGAAAUGGAAUAAUCCGUUUGAGUUGUGUGAGCGGAAAAGAGCGGAGGCAAACAUAAUUUGCCGCGCGUCAAGCGGGCUUAACGCGAUGACAGACUACCGGUGUAAUCUGAGAUUAAGGUAGGCGUAUUUGGCUGUAAUCCGGGCGCAGUUAAGCAGUCGUUUAGUCCGAGGACAUCCCUCUCGGUAACAAGAUUUGGAAACAGAAACGGUUCGGCGGGCGGCAAGUUACCUUGAAGGGGAUGUAAUUCGAGAAGAAAGAAAGAGGAAAAGUGAGGAAAUCGUACCAAAAAGAAAAGAACGAGAUUGUUGUUCGCGCGAAAGAAGAGGCGAUGGAGUCUCGGCGCUUUCUUUGCGCAAUUUAGGAAAUAUAAAGUAAAAUUGGAAAAGAACAUUUACGGCUGAAAGGAUGAGAAUGGGAUUUAGGAGUAAGAGAGAAACGUCUAAAAGAGAGAAAGUUUCGCACCCUCGGAACAAGGACAGUAAGUGAGCGAAAGAGAGCGAAGAGAAAGACAGAGAUAGAGAAAGAGAGAGAGAUCUGAAGAAAGAAGUCUCUAAGAGAGGGCUCGUGGUCAUAUAUCUGUUGGAACGGCAGGGGGGUGUCAACGAGCUUCGACGAAUGUCCCAGCGGGGUUUCUGCUACCCGAACUGCUACCGAAACUUUCCGCGUGAGAAUUUGGCUCGCUCGAACGUCAAGCUAUACCGACGUCGAUUGGAUCAUCCAAUCUCGCAUCUAAUUGCACGACCAGAAAGAAAUUAAAGCUGUCUUGUGUAAUCACGCGGAAAAUAAAAUGAGCGGGAAAUGCAAAUAAAUAUUAAAACUUUGAUGCAAAAAGAUGUAUUAAAGUGUUCUUUUUUGAAUAAACUUAUUUA